AUGGUCCAGUCUACUUUCAAGCGUUUCGUUGAGGUUGGCCGAGUUGUCCUCGUCAACGAGGGUCCCUCCGCCGGCAAGCUCGCUGUCAUCGUCGAGAUCAUUGACCACAACAGGGCUCUCAUCGACGGCCCCACCACCUCUGUUCCCCGACAGGCCUUCCCCUACCGACACCUCAUCCUCACCCCCUACACCAUCGCCUCCCUCCCCCGAGGUAUCUCUGCUGGUCCCCUCAAGAAGGCCAUCGAGAAGGCUGGUGUCGCCGAGAAGUGGGCUGAGAGCGGAUGGUCCAAGAAGUUGGCUGCCAGGCAAUCCAGGAAGGAGACCUCCGACUUCGACCGAUUCCAGGUCCAACUCGCCAAGAGGGCUCGACGUGACGUUAUCCGAAAGGCCUACGUCAAGGAGAAGAAGGCUUCUGCUUAA
Messenger RNA from Cryptococcus wingfieldii CBS 7118, 420 nucleotides. RefSeq names its product 50S small subunit ribosomal protein L14e. The transcript has 4 exons. Gene Ontology annotation, molecular function: structural constituent of ribosome; RNA binding. Lineage: Eukaryota; Fungi; Basidiomycota; Tremellomycetes; Tremellales; Cryptococcaceae. The coding region runs from base 1 to 420 and encodes 139 amino acids. Gene Ontology annotation, biological process: translation; ribosomal large subunit biogenesis. The record is from RefSeq and is a predicted model, not a curated record. Gene Ontology annotation, cellular component: cytosolic large ribosomal subunit; ribosome.